Molecule: messenger RNA, 1942 nt
Organism: Glossina fuscipes
Lineage: Eukaryota; Metazoa; Arthropoda; Insecta; Diptera; Glossinidae
Product: putative mediator of RNA polymerase II transcription subunit 26
Exons: 4
Coding region: 424-1791 (455 amino acids)
Source: RefSeq, a predicted model, not a curated record
UGAGUAUAUGAAGUAUUUAUACCGAUCUCAGGAUGUUUGCUUAAAAUAUCCUCGAGAAAAUAUAAAAAUAAAUUAAUUACGAUUUUGUUUAUUAAUAACGCUCAUCGACCGUUACGUGAAUUAAAUUAAAAAUAUACUUUUCGAACAUUAUAAGUUACGUUAACGUUAUACAGUUGAGCAAUUAGCCAAAAUUAUUAACCGGUCUUUUUUCCUUGUGUGAGAGAAAAAAAAAGCACAAAAAAAGUUUUGCAAUAAAAAAGAAGCAAUUAGCAUAAUUUUACUAAAGUUAAAAAUAUCAACAGCAGCAUCACAAAAACAUUCAGAACUUUACAAGACGUAACAAAGAAACUCUCACACAGUAUAUAAACCGGAUGUGAAAUGAGGGCAACAGUCAGUUGUUAAAAGACACCGAACGCGUAUACAAUGAAGAUUUUUAUAAUUUUAGCUCUCUUCUGCUGUUGCCACGCAGUUGAUCAACAGCAGCAACAACAUCAACAGCAACAUCCGCAACAACAUCAACAACAACAGCAACCGCAACAGCACCCUCAACACCAACACCAACAACAACAACAACAGCAGCAGCCUCAAAUCCAGCAACAUCAAUUGCAGCAACAGCAACAUCAGCAGCCAGAUACUCCACAGCCAACUCAACAAUCAGUUAGUCAUCAUGUACAGCAAGUUCCUCAGCAUCAUGUUAGUCAUGUUAUGCAACAAGUUCCGGUUGCCCAGCAGCAAGGAUGGACAAGCAGUACUGGAGGUCAGCAACAAAAGCCUCAGAAAGGACAACAAGUUGUCCAGCAACGUGUACAUGAAGUUAUGCAACAGGUUGAACAACAUGUACCGCAGGUUCUCAAUCAUCAUAACUCCUUAAAGAAGAAACAGCAGGAGACACAACAAGCACAACAUCAGCAACAUCAAACAACGCAAAGCAAACCGCAAAAUGCUCAAAAUGAAAAUCAAGGUACACAACAACAAGGUGUAACAAGGUCCAAGCGGUCUACGACAAGUGGAGUUCCAGUUGGAGAGCAGGUUAACAAGCCUGUGACACAAGCAAGCGUGCCACAGGGAUCUCACCACACGGUUCAUGUCAGUCAGCAAGCUUCUAGUCAAGCACCUCAUGUAGUUGAUCAGGUGGUAAAAGGUGGAAAUCGUGUGCAAAGUGCUGUUCAGGUGGUUCAUCAUGGGUCACAUUUUGUCGAUCAAACGUCGCAAGGAGUCAACCGGGUGCCGGAAACUCAUGUACCUCAUGGCACUCCCGCCAGCGGUCAAGCUCCGGUCGGAGCAAGUAGUGGUCAACACGGUGGUCCUCAAAGUGUCGAUCAAACAGCCACUGUACAAACUGGUAGCGUUCAAGUACCUCAAGUUGUUGCUGCUCAUGUAGCUGGUCAAAGCGCUCAUGCACAUCAAGGUUCUGCUCAAGGAACACAACACGGCUCUCAAGUGGGUACAGUCGUAGCACACUCUGGCGUCCAACAAGGCGUUCAUCAAGUCAAGCAACCAGUUUCUCCUGGCGCUAGUUCAUCAGUUCAACAUGGCGUGCAUGAUGUUAGUCACAUAGUUAAAGGAGAGAAUGUUGCACACCAAGAUAAUACCCAAGGAGUUACGGGACAUCCCGUUAAAGUGAAACGAACUACACCGCACGUAACGCAAGUCACCACACCUGGAAGUGUUCAAGGCGUAGUUACGCCAGUCUCGCAGCAUAUGCCACAGACAGUGAAUUCGCCGGCUGUGACUAAGCCUCAACAUGUCGGAGCAGUUGUUUCACAGGCAUCGCAGGCUGUUAGUCAAUAAAAGCAAAUGAAAAUUACAAAAGAAAUGAACUCAAAUCAAUGAAAUUAAAAGAGAUAAUCUACUGUUUGAAGUUCCCUAAUGUAAACUUCUUGAAAUCUUCCACGUAAUUAAAUGCAUUAAAUUAGUAACUUAAAGAUGGAAAGGAAUGUAA